Mercenaria mercenaria is the source of this 3177-nucleotide messenger RNA. Its product is annotated as extracellular serine/threonine protein CG31145-like. Gene Ontology annotation, molecular function: phosphotransferase activity, alcohol group as acceptor. Gene Ontology annotation, cellular component: Golgi apparatus. NCBI's taxonomy places the organism in Eukaryota, Metazoa, Mollusca, Bivalvia, Venerida, Veneridae. The transcript is spliced from 9 exons. Bases 172 to 1752 code for a protein of 526 amino acids. The record is from RefSeq and is a predicted model, not a curated record. Gene Ontology annotation, biological process: protein phosphorylation.
UGCAAGUUUAUUUUUUCUUAGGAUUAUUUCAUUGUGUGUAGUUUCUGGCGAUAUACUAGCAAUUUAGUUUGUGUAAUCUUGCAUGUGUACAGUUACGGUUUUAAAAGUUACAUUGGAAGACGAAGUUCAAAUAUUAGUUUAAUAUUUAUUAAGGGAGAGAAACCGUCGAAUAUGAAGAGGAUUCAAACGAAAGUGCGGAUAAUGUGUCUUGCUGUAAUACCAUUCGUUGUAAUACACACAUUGACAAAUAUGUAUCUUCUCAAGUUUUUCGGUCAAGGAAGUUAUGAAACGACGUUUGUUUUAAACCAAAGAAUUUAUAACAAAAAAAGUGACUCCAGUUCAAGGCAAUUGCAAAAUAAUCAUGAUAAAUACAGCAGGAAUGAUAAUUCAAUAAAGAUGAGCCAGCUUGACAACUUAAAGAAAGGGCUGAAUGAAAGGUCAGAAAACAAGUAUAAAGUAUCUCCUGAAGAUAAGCUUAUAAGAACUGUAAAUGACGACGCAUUAGUUAUGAUGAAGGAUAAAUCAGUUGAUAGAAUGGUUGAGAAAUUAAAGAUGGCAAACGACUAUUUCUUCUUUCCCAAUUAUUUUUGGAAUAUCAGUCUACAUGAUCUUACGAGACGACUGGGUGUUAAUGCAAGACGACAAGCAAAGACAUUGCCCAAAUAUGCCCGCAUGAAACAUUCUAGUGGGAAAGUACCAGCCUGGAAGUUAUUUCACAGAAACAUCCGUCGGUUCUCUCUGUACGAUCCAGAUGAUCCAAACAUGUAUACUAUGUUAAAUGAAAUGACCACACUGCCUAUGAUAGAAGCAGUCGACAAUAUCUAUGGCACUCAGCUUAAAUUAACUGUUAGAUUUAGUAAUGAGGGAAGAGCAGUAAUUAAGUUCAUGAGGUAUCCCAGACAGAUUGAGGCUGACGAGAACCGCUAUAUUUUUGAUGAUCUAGAAAGGCAUGUUGCAGAGAUAGCUGCGUUCCAGCUUGACAAUAUACUUGGGUUUUAUCGAGUACCUCCAACCAUCGGAAGACUGGUAAACAUUACAUCAGAACUAGAGCCAAUCAUGCCAAAGUCAGUACGAGUUACGCUCUUCAAAUCACCAGCGGGAAAUCUGUGUUUCUACGGUGAAUGUGACUACUACUGUGACAGUGCGCAUGCGUUCUGCGGACAUCCAGAUAUGAUAGAAAUUUCAGUGCAGAGUUACCUCCCGUCAACAAAUAUUGCUGAUCGAAGAGAUUGGUAUCAACCAUGGUGCCGUUCUUACAGUCUAUCCCAUAAGGCAUACUGGGAGAAACAUGAAGAUCUCUGUGACUCUAUUCGCAACGAAUAUCCAUACAACAACGGCAAACUUCUUUUGGAUAUCAUAGAUGCACAUACAUUUGACUUUUUAACAGGUAACAAGGACAGACAUAGUUUUGAGACGUUCAUAGAUUUUGGCAACUUCACAUUUCCAAUUUUGUUCGACAACGGAAGAGGAUUCGGGCGACAGACAUAUGAUGCCAUGUCCAUUUUAGCACCUUUACGACAGUGUUGUUUGAUACGGAAAUCGACGUUGCUGAAAUACGUUAAAUUAUACGUUGGUCCUGAAAGACUUAGUGUUCUAAUGGAAAAAGCUUUAGAGGCGGAUCCUUUAGCGCCAGUGUUAAUUAAACCACAUUUAAAUGCUUUAGACAGGCGGCUGUUGAAAAUUUUACAAGCAGUUGCUGAGUGUAUAGAAAAAUACCCAGUGAAUAAAGUAGUGGUGUCUGAUAGAUUCUGAAAAUAUUGCUGAAAAUAGUAAUUUGCUUGAAAAAAAGAACGGUUGUAUGUGUUUUUAAGAAUGUAUAUUAAUAUGGUUACCACAGUUGUUGAUGGGCAAAUGCUGCAAUGAAGAAUCCAUUUAUAUGAACAAUGUAGCAAAUUUAGUUAUAUUAACGUUGACUUGAAAGGCUAAAAUAUUGUGUAUCUGAAAGUGUCUUAAGUUGUUAAGAAAUUAAGUGCACUUUAGUAAUUUGGUAAUGAAUUUCUCUGAAAAAAAAAUCCCGUCAAUAAGAAUGACUGGAAUUUUAACAAUGAUUUAAUUAUAGAUGUCAUUACAUGUAUUUAGAAUUUAGAAAUAUAAUAUGAUUACACUUCAAAAUGUACCAAUCAUGUUUAGGACUGGAAAAACAAAUUACAUACAUAAUAUCAAUAGAUUUGAACAAUUGAUCGAAACGCAAAAAGUUAACGAUGUAUAUGGACAGGAUAGGCGACAUUACGUUAACGAUGUAUAUGAGCAGGAUAGGCGACAUUACGUUAACGAUGUAUAUGAACAGGAUAGGCGACAUUACGUUAACGAUGUAUAUGAACAGGAUAGGCGAUAUUACGUUAACUAUGUAUAUGAACAGGAUAGGCGACAUUACGUUAACGAUGUAUAUGAACAGGAUAGGCGAUAUUACGUUAACGAUGUAUAUGAACAGGAUAGGCGACAUUACGUUAACGAUGUAUAUGAACAGGAUAGGCGACAUUACGUUAACUGAUUUAAAAACCUGUUGUAUCAUAAUUAUAAUAAAAGAUGUAAUUAUUAGACGGGUGAAAAAGACGACGGAUAUGGUGCCAGGAAAUGAAUGAUAGUACCUGCAGUAUUAUUAUUAUACAUAGCGAUAGCACGUCUUAAAAUGUAAAUUCCUCUCCUCUCAUUGCUCGGUAACUGGUCGCAUGGAGAGCCAUAGAAAGUGAUAUUCACUGCAAAGAGUAACUCUUGUAAACAAACUUGACAGAAUAAUUACUCGUCGAAACAAAAUACAUGUUUUGUGCACAUGCCUCAGAGAGGUAUACGUUCGUAAGUGCGUGCGUUUUCAAUUUCUAAAGUGCAUUAGUUCAAAGUCUUUGUUGAUUAAAACUAAUCUAUUCAAGAAAAUUAACGUAAACAAAUGCUGAAUGUUCAACCGAUCCAGUAUGUGCCACUUUGACUGCUAGUUAAUAUUUAGCGACUAUGUGACAAUAUUUUACCAAAAGUAACAUACAUGUUUUCUUUGAAAGCAUCAUUAUUAUGUUAAUGUAUUUCAUUCCUAAACAAGCAAAUACAAAUCAAAUAGCUCAUUCAGAAGCUCUCAUUUCAAUGUGCUAUUUCCUGCGAACUAUGUGCAAUUUUAAAGAGAAUGCAUAGCUAACAUAUACAUGCCGCUUCGUUAAUUAUUGUCAUCGUGCAAUUUGUUUGAUGAGA